Symbiodinium pilosum is the source of this 564-nucleotide messenger RNA. NCBI's taxonomy places the organism in Eukaryota, Dinophyceae, Suessiales, Symbiodiniaceae. The record is from the annotation of a GenBank genome assembly.
GCAUGGCGGGCCCUGUUUGUGUCAGUCGGUUCCUUUAGCAGGAAUAGCAUCUUGCGGCUUCUGGGCCGGCCUCUGCCGCUGCAGUCAAUUCCAGUCCGCCGCCCGCUUGGGAACACUGGGACUGUCAGCCCACCCAUGCGCGUGUUCCACACAGCUUGCAUCAUGUGCGCAGCUGCUAGCUUGGCCGUGGUGUUCCCCUCUGUCACUGCCAUUGUGGGAAUUGCCACAGGCUUUGGGUCAGUUCUAUGGACCUUUAUCAUGCCGGUGAUCAUGAUUCUCAUUCUGAGACAUCGUGCUGAGAAGGAGCGGUCUCUGCACAAGGACUGCCAAACUUCGGGAAUCCGCGAGCGGCUCCUAUCUUCGCCCUUGAGUUCACCACCGAUGUCCCCACGGCAGUCUCCGCGCUUCUCGCCAAGCCCAUCCAUAGCAGAGAUACCGCCGAUGUCGCUGAAUGGCGAGGAGGAUUCUGAGAUUUGCAUGCACAUUGAUGAGCCUGAUAGUGGGAAGAGAAGUACUGUGGUCCUUGCAGACCGAAGUCCCGAGAAGCGGGUGAUAGAGUUGCAG